Messenger RNA from Annulohypoxylon maeteangense, 3761 nucleotides. Its product is annotated as DUF663-domain-containing protein. The transcript is spliced from 3 exons. Gene Ontology annotation, biological process: endonucleolytic cleavage of tricistronic rRNA transcript (SSU-rRNA, 5.8S rRNA, LSU-rRNA); ribosome biogenesis; maturation of SSU-rRNA from tricistronic rRNA transcript (SSU-rRNA, 5.8S rRNA, LSU-rRNA). The record is from RefSeq and is a predicted model, not a curated record. Gene Ontology annotation, cellular component: nucleus; 90S preribosome. Bases 34 to 3462 code for a protein of 1142 amino acids. Gene Ontology annotation, molecular function: U3 snoRNA binding; GTP binding; GTPase activity. Lineage: Eukaryota; Fungi; Ascomycota; Sordariomycetes; Xylariales; Hypoxylaceae.
CGCAAUCGCAUUCGCCAUUGCAAUACCGCAAUCAUGGAGCAACAAGCGCAUAAACCUCAUCGUAAAUCGAAGGAGAAGAAGCAGCAAAGUGGCGAUCGGAAUCCCAAAGCCUUUGCCUUUUCAAGACCUGGCAAACUUCAACGUACUGCUGCUAGAUCGCAUGAUGUCAAAGAGAAGCGGUUGCACGUACCUCUUGUCGACAGAUUGCCCGAUGAACCUCCACCUAGACUCGUGACAAUUGUCGGACCGCCCGGUGUUGGAAAGACGACAUUGCUAAAGUCUCUCAUUCGAAGAUAUACUAAGGAGACAAUCACAGACCCUCAAGGACCAAUUACUAUAGUUACGUCCAAAAAGCAACGGCUUACCUUCGUCGAGUGUCCGAACAAACUAGAAGCGAUGGUUGAUCUAGCCAAGGUUGCCGAUAUCGUUUUACUUAUGAUUGAUGGGAACUAUGGGUUUGAGAUGGAGACAAUGGAAUUUUUAAAUAUCCUAGCCGCUACAGGUAUGCCCGGAAAUGUGUUCGGCAUCUUGUCACAUCUGGACCUUUUCCGAAAACCACAAACCCUCAAAGAUGCCAAAAAGAGAUUAAAACACCGAUUAUGGAGUGAGCUAUACCAAGGCGCACAUCUGUUUUACCUUUCUGGAGUUAUAAAUGGGAGGUAUCCGGACCGCGAAGUUCACAACCUGUCUCGUUUCCUUUCUGUUAUGAAGAAUCCUCGGCCAUUGAUUUGGAGGAACUCGCAUCCCUACACAAUCAUCGACAGUUUCCGGGAUGUUACGCAUCCCACACAGAUAGAAGAGGAUGAUAAAUGUGACCGGUCGAUCGCACUUUCAGGAUAUCUUCGAGGAACAAACUUCUCAGGCCAUAACCAGCGUAUCCAUAUUCCUGGCCUUGGAGAUUUCGCUGUGUCAAGUAUAGAAGCUCUUCCUGACCCAUGUCCGACGCCCGCUAUGGAGCAGGCUCUUGCCAAAGCAACUGGUAAAACGGGUAGAAGGAGAUUAGAUGAAAAGGAAAAGAAAGUCCAUGCUCCCAUGUCGGACCGAAGCGGUUUAAAGAUUGACGGAGACGCGAUUUGGAUCACAAGAGAGAAGGGUUUCAAUUUCGACAAGGAUGUCGACUAUGCAGAACGUGGUGAGGGUGAAGAACUUAUCAUCGGACUUCAAGGGGAACGACGACUACUAGGCCAAACAGAGGACGGUCUACAGCUCUUCCGUGGCGGCGAAAAGAUAAUCAAUAUCCCCGAGGAGGAAGAUACUGGAAGAAAAAAUCAACGUACCGUGAGAUUUGCUGAGAGAGAUGAAGACGAAGACGAGGUCCCCGAUGACGAAGGCUUCGUCAGCGCAGAAGAGGACUUCAAUUCCGACGAAGAAGCUGAGUUCAGUGAGAAAAAGCUGGGCAAGGUGUUUAAGGAAUCGGAGAAGGAUGGCGGCGACGAGGAUAUUGCAUUCGCUGACAGCGACUCAGAUCUGGGCUCCAUAUCAGGUGAUGAAAUCGACGACGAAGAUGGGUCUGAUGAUGAUGAGGACGAGGAUGAGUACGAUGAUGAAGAGGCAUCUGCCCUCCGAUGGAAAGAUGACUUAGCCGGAAGAGCACGGAUGCUUCAUGGUGGCCGGCCAUCUUACCGGACAGCAGAUCUCGCCCGUCUAAUGUAUGACGAAUCCUUGACUGCGGAUGAAGUGUUACGUAGAUGGAAAGGAGAAGUCGAUGCAGAUGAGGAAGAAGAGAAUAUCGAAGAUUCCGAGGACGAGGAUUUCUUCAAAAAGGCAAAGAACGAUGAGGAUGCGGCAUCGGAAGACCGCUUCAUACCUACUUACGAUUAUGAUGAUCUAGCAACAAAAUGGUCAUUGGAUGACAACAUCGAACAACUUCGCAAGCGCUUCACAGCAGCCACUCUAGGCGAGGGUGACGAAGAAGACGGGUUUGACGGAUUUGACGAGGAUGGGGACGAAGAUGAUGAGGGAGACGGAGAAUUUGAAGAUCUUGAAACAGGCGAGCAGCAUAAGGCUGAACCCGAGUCAGCAGAAAGUCUGGAAGCGGAACGAGAGAAAAAUGCUCGAAGAAAAGAGGAGUUAAAGCUCCGAUUUGAGGAGGAAGAUCGCGAGGGAUUUAAGAAUGAUAAAGCUAAUGCUAGGCGUGAAGGUGGCGAGGAUGAGGAGUUCGGUGAAGAUGACUGGUACGACGCGCAAAAAGCGCUCAUUCAAAAACAGCUUGACAUCAACAAUGCCGAAUUUGAAGCUUUGGACGAACGGCAAAGAGUCACGGUCGAAGGUUUCAAGGCCGGAAAAUACGCAAAAAUUGUAAUUGAGAAGGUUCCUGCCGAAUUUGUCACCAACUUCGAUGCCCGGAUGCCCCUUAUCGUUGGAGGCGUCCUUGCAACGGAGGAUAGGUUUGGUUAUGUCCAAGUCCGCAUCAAGAGGCAUCGCUGGCACAAGAAGAUCCUCAAAACAAACGACCCCCUGAUCUUCUCUCUUGGGUGGAGGAGGUUUCAGUCACUUCCGAUAUACAGCAUUUCGGAUUCACGCACGAGAAAUCGUAUGCUGAAGUAUACACCAGAACAUAUGCACUGUUUUGGUACAUUCCAUGGUCCUCUUAUCGCACCGAAUACUGGUUUCGUCUGUUUUCAAUCCUUCUCGUCGGCCAAUCCGGGCUUCCGAAUCGCUGCAACAGGAACUGUCCUUGCCGUCGACGAGUCUACAGAAAUUGUCAAGAAACUAAAACUUACAGGAGCGCCGUACAAGAUCUUCAAGAACACGGCUUUCAUCAAGGACAUGUUUAAUAGUUCGCUUGAAAUUGCUAAAUUUGAAGGUGCCGCGAUCAAGACGGUUUCCGGCAUCCGUGGUCAGAUCAAGCGCGCUUUGUCUAAACCUGACGGCCACUUCCGAGCCACAUUCGAAGACAAGAUUCUGAUCAGCGACCUGGUGUUCCUCCGCGCAUGGUACCCCAUCAAGCCGCGCCGCUUCUACAACCCGGUCACCAACCUUGUGGGCGACUGGCAGCCGAUGCGACUGACGGGCGAGGUCCGGCGCGACCAGGGGAUCGCGACGCCACAGGACCGCAACAGCAAGUACCGACAGAUCGAGCGGGCGACGCGACACUUCAACCCGCUGAAGGUGCCCCGCGCACUCGCGGCAGAGCUUCCGUUCAAAUCGCAGAUCGUGCAGACGAAGCCGCAGAAGAAGCAGACGUACAUGCAGAAGCGGGCAGUGGUGCUUGGAGGGGAGGAGAAAAAAGCACGUGACUUGUUGGUCAAGCUGACGACGAUCCGGAAGGACGCGGUGGCACGGCGCAGGGCGAAGAAAGAUGAGAAGCGCGCUGAGUUCAAGAAGAAGAUGGAGGAGAUGGGCGAGAAGAAGGAGGCCAGGGAGAAGAGGGAAAAACAGGAGUUCUGGCGUAAGGAGGGGAGGAAACGGAAGGGUGAUGCUGAGGGUGCUGGGGCGGGCGGUGGUAAGAGGCGCAGAUGAUGGAAAUUUGGAGUAUGUACGCAGCCCUUUUUGCUUUUGUACAUAGGUACAUAGGUAAUUUAUUAUGUACUAUGUACCUAGUAGUUGCUAGGCAGGAAUGGAGCCAGAAAAAGUGCCCCAUGUGCUAAUCCUACUGUAUUAGACUGUGGAAGGGAUAGUUUUGGUUACAGUGCCGAUAGUAAGAUUAGCACAUGGGGUCCUUUUUCCGACUUCAUUGUGCUAGGUACUCGAUAGAACGAGUACACCCAUAUGAGGAUUGCCACGAGUUCGCGAUCCCCACUAGAACUUUAAUUAAAUCC